Molecule: messenger RNA, 1137 nt
Organism: Exophiala aquamarina CBS 119918
Lineage: Eukaryota; Fungi; Ascomycota; Eurotiomycetes; Chaetothyriales; Herpotrichiellaceae
Product: translation initiation factor 2 subunit 2
Exons: 1
Coding region: 1-1137 (378 amino acids)
Biological process (GO): formation of cytoplasmic translation initiation complex; translational initiation; formation of translation preinitiation complex
Cellular component (GO): eukaryotic translation initiation factor 2 complex
Molecular function (GO): translation initiation factor activity; translation initiation factor binding; mRNA binding
Source: RefSeq, a predicted model, not a curated record
AUGGCUGAAGUAGUGAGUAACGUCACGCACACCCCACCCACACACGAACCAGUCGCCUCAGACAAAGGAAACGAAGUGAAACCGCAUGCACGUCGCCCCACCAAACACAACAAGCUCAAUAAUCAUCCUACCACUUCUAAAUCUCACACUGACACUGACUCAUCACUUUCUCAGGAGCAACCUCCACCUCACGAACGCAAAGCUCGCAAAUCUGUUGCCUUCAGCGGCGACGACACCAUCAUGGAUGAAAAUGGCGCUAUCAGCGAGGCACCUCCCCUGGAGCACAAGACCACCGCUGAAAAGCACUCUACGGCACCCGAUACCGACAAAGCCGUCGAGGAAGUGACCGACAUGUUCGCCGGCCUGAACAAGAAGAAGAAGAAAUCCUCCAAACCCAAGGCCGACGACACCGCCGUUGACGGCGACGCCCCUGCGGUGACAGCGGACGGCGACUUUGACGCCUCGGCCCUAAAGAAAAAAAAGAAGAAGUCCAGCAAACCCAAGGCCGACGGGGCCGAUUUUGCAGCCAAACUCGCCUCGGCAGGUCUCGAGACGGGCGAUGGAGAAGAAGGCGGCGGCGGCGAUCAAGCUCCCCAACCUGGUGAAGAGGGUGACAUGACUUCCGGCACGGGUAUCUGGGCUCACGACGACACCCGACCGAUCGGCUACGAACUACUGUUGAAGCGUUUCUUCCAACUUGUCAACGAACACAACCCGGACAUCCUCUCCAGUGGCUCCAAAUCGUACAAGAUCCCCCCCCCGCAGUGUCUGCGUGAAGGCAACAAGAAGACCAUCUUUGCCAACAUCGCCGAGAUAUGCAAACGGAUGAACCGGUCUGACGAGCACGUCACGCAGUUCUUAUUCGCCGAACUGGGUACCUCGGGCUCCGUGGACGGCUCGAAACGCCUUGUCAUCAAGGGUCGUUUCCAGCAGAAACAGAUUGAAAACGUGCUGAGACGGUAUAUUGUCGAGUAUGUCACGUGCAAGACGUGCCGUAGCGGAAACACCGAGCUGAGCAAGGGUGAGAACCGUCUGUAUUUCGUCACAUGCAACUCGUGCGGCUCUAGACGGUCCGUCACGGCCAUCAAGUCCGGUUUCACGGCACAGGUCGGCAAGAGAAAGAGGCUCCAAGGUUAA